AUGGCCGCCGCAAGCCACAUGCACAACCUUACGACGCUGAUCAAGCGACUCGAAGCCGCCACCUCGCGCCUCGAAGAUAUUGCCACGUCGACCGAGCUCCCCAAGGACGUCGGUGCCCUCGCCCUGCCCGGCGGUUCCUCCUCUGCCGCCCUGACCCCCGAUGCCUCCUCCUCCGCCGCCACGCCCCGCUCCGCACCCCAGCCGCCCGUCCCCGAGGAGCUGCCCGAGUCCAUUGACGACUUUGACGCCUUUGUCGACUCGGCCGUCGCCGACUACGUCAGGCGCAGCAAUGACAUUGGUGGCCUCGUUGCCCGCCAGGCCGCCGACGUGCUGGCCGGUUUCCGUGCCCAGCGCAAGUUCCUGCUCAUCACCACAAAGGCUGUCCGCCCGGACAUACAGGGCGCCGACAUGGCCCUCUACCAGGACCUCCUCAAGCCCAUCAACGACUCCCUCAUGGCUGUCACCGAGCUCAAGGAGGCCAACCGCUCCGAUCCCUUGUACACCCAGCUGAGCGCCGUUGCCGAUGGCAUCAUGGUCCUCGCCUGGGUCACCGUCAGCCACAAGCCCUUUACCCACGUCGAGGAGUUCCUCGGGUCCGCCCAAUUCUUUGGCAACCGCGUCAUCAAGGAAUACAAGGACAAAGAUCCCAAGCAGGUCGAAUGGAUCCAGUCGUUUUACCAAAUAUUCAAGCAACUCCGCGACUAUGUCAAGCAGUACUUUGCCACUGGCAUUCCGUGGAACCCCAAGGGCGAGCCGGCAGCUGCGGUGGUCAAGGCCCUCGACUCGGCCCCUAACAGCGCCGCGCCUGCGCCUCCGACGCGCUCCGCUGGUGGUCCUCCCCCUCCUCCACCACCCCCUGGCCCUGCGCCGGUCCUCGAUGUCAAGACCGAGAAUGUCGCGCCAGCCGCGCCUGCUCCCACUGGCGGUCUCGGGGCCGUCUUCUCGGAGCUCAACAAGGGUGAUGCUGUCACCAAGGGCCUGCGCAAGGUCGACAAAUCUCAGAUGACACAUAAGAACCCGGCCCUGCGUACCGACACGAAGGUCCCCAGCAGCGGCGAUCGCCCCAGGAGCCCUGCGCCGGGCAAGAAGCCCAAGCCUGAAAGCAUGCGCAUGAAGAAGCCCCCAAAGAAGAUACUCGAAGGCAACAAGUGGAUCAUCGAAAACUACGAAAAGGAACCCCAGCCCAUUGAGAUCCAGGCGGAGCUGAACCACUCGAUCCUCAUCAGCCGCUGCCACAACACAACCAUCAUUGUCCGCGGCAAGGCCAAUCAGGUGACGGUGGAAAACGCGAGCCGCCUGUCGCUCGUCGUGGACACGCUCGUGUCCACGGUCGACGUGGUCAAGGCGCAAAAUUUUGCCCUGCAGGUCCUGGGGACCAUCCCGACGGUCAUGAUGGACCAGGUCGACAGUGCGCAGAUUUACUUUAGCAAGGCAAGCACCGGCACGCAAAUCUUUCACAGCAAGUCGGACGGCAUCAACCUCAACGUCAUUGCUCCCGGGCCCGACGAAGACUACAAGGAGGUGCCCCUGCCGUCGCAGAUGUGCACGUACUACGACGCCGAAAAGGGUGACUUGGUCAAUGAGAUUGUGGCCCAUGCUGGCUAA
Messenger RNA from Cordyceps militaris CM01, 1605 nucleotides. RefSeq names its product adenylyl cyclase-associated protein. The record is from RefSeq and is a predicted model, not a curated record. Gene Ontology annotation, biological process: cytoskeleton organization; regulation of adenylate cyclase activity. Lineage: Eukaryota; Fungi; Ascomycota; Sordariomycetes; Hypocreales; Cordycipitaceae. The transcript has 4 exons. Gene Ontology annotation, cellular component: cytoplasm. The coding region runs from base 1 to 1605 and encodes 534 amino acids. Gene Ontology annotation, molecular function: adenylate cyclase binding; actin binding.